AUGCCGUGGAAGAUAAAAUUCCGGGAUUCUGUGGACAAAGUAAAGGCCAAAUUUGAACACAAAGAGAUGCGCCUGGUGAACGGAGGCCGGCGGUGUGAAGGGAGAGUGGAAGUGUGGUACAACGGGACAUGGGGAACAGUGUGCUCCGAUAAGCUAUAUAGAGUGGAGGCGGAAGUGAUCUGUAAACAAUUAGAAUGUGGACCCCUCGCAUAUAUUGAAUAUGACACCAGAAAAUAUGGACAAGGUUCUGGGCCCAUAUGGAUCGAUGAGAUGAAAUGUAGCUCGCACGAGUCAGACCUUUGGCAGUGCCAGUUUGACCCGUGGGGGAAACACGACAGUGACCACAGGGAGGAUGCAGGCGUUUCCUAUGCUGAAAUGCCGGAGACAAUCCGCGGGAAAGGCUGCGACGGAGGAAAUGAAUCUAAAUCUCGCCGUUUACCAGAUCUACAAUUGCGGUUUGAUGGCGGCAUCAACAAUUGCUCCGGAAGGGUUGAAAUAUUAUUCAACAACAGCUGGGGAACGGUGUGUGAUGACUCCUGGGGUCCCGCCGAUGCCAAUGUUGUCUGCAGACAGUUGGGCUGUGGCUCUGCUCUUUGGACCCCAGGAGCGGCGACCAUUGCCCCGGCCUCAGGUGAUAUCUGGCUGGAUGAAGUGAAAUGCACAGGAACUGAAUCAUUCCUGUCCCGUUGUCUGGCUUCGCCGCUCGGUCAACAUGACUGUGAUCACAAGGAAGAUGUCUUUGUCACCUGUUCUGAAAGUGUGAAGUUGAGGCUGGUGAACGGGAGCAGUCCAUGCGCCGGGAGAGUGGAGGUCCACUACAAGGGAAACUGGGGGACUGUGGCUGAUUCCAGCUGGGACCUGCAGGACGCGGCGGUGGUGUGUCGGGAGUUGGGCUGCGGCGCCGCGACGGGAGCCCCGGGCGGAGCUCACUUUGGACCGGGGUCCGGACGCAUUGAGACGUGGAAUGUUGAGUGCACCGGGAACGAGGCCGCUCUGCGGGAGUGUAGAUCAGAUCCAUGGGGGUAG
Messenger RNA from Amblyraja radiata (thorny skate), 1026 nucleotides. Its product is annotated as deleted in malignant brain tumors 1 protein-like. Gene Ontology annotation, biological process: zymogen activation. Gene Ontology annotation, molecular function: serine-type endopeptidase activity. Gene Ontology annotation, cellular component: plasma membrane. The transcript has 5 exons. Bases 1 to 1026 code for a protein of 341 amino acids. Lineage: Eukaryota; Metazoa; Chordata; Chondrichthyes; Rajiformes; Rajidae. The record is from RefSeq and is a predicted model, not a curated record.